AUGAACGAGGAUGAUAUUGCCGAUGGAGAUGUUGCUGAAGACAGUACUGACAGUGAAGCAGACAUGAACAAGGAUGAUUUUCCCAAUGGAGAUGUUGCUGAAGACAAGAAUCACAGUGAAGCAGACAUUAACAAGGAUGAUGUUCCUGGCGGAGAUGUUGCUGAGAACAGGAAUUACAGUGAAGCAGACAUGAACGAGGAUGAUGUUCCCAAUGGAGAUGUUGCUGAAGACAGAACUGACAGUGAAGCAGACAUGAACGAGGAUGAUGUACCUGAUGGAGAUGUUGCUGAAAACAAGAAUGACAGUGAAGCAGACAUGAACAAGGAUGAUUUUCCCAAUGGAGAUGUUGCUGAAGACAGUACUGACAGUGAAGCAGACAUGAACAAGGAUGAUAUUGCCGAUGGAGAUGUUGCUGAAGACAGAACUGACAGUGAAGCAGACAUGAACGAGGAUGAUGUUCCCAAUGGAGAUGUUGCUGAAGACAGUACUGACAGUGAAGCAGACAUUAACAAGGAUGAUGUUCCCAAUGGAGAUGUUGCUGAAGACAGUACUGACAGUGAAGCAGACAUUAACAAGGAUGAUAUUGCCGAUGGAGAUGUUGCUGAAGACAGUACUGACAGUGAAGCAGACAUUAACAAGGAUGAUGUUCCCAAUGGAGAUGUUGCUGAAGACAGUACUGACAGUGAAGCAGACAUUAACAAGGAUGAUAUUGCCGAUGGAGAUGUUGCUGAAGACAGAACUGACAGUGAAGCAGACAUGAACAAGGAUGAUAUUGCCGAUGGAGAUGUUGCUGAAGACAGAACUGACAGUGAAGCAGACAUGAACGAGGAUGAUGUUCCCAAUGGAGAUGUUGCUGAAGACAGUACUGACAGUGAAGCAGACAUGAACGAGGAUGAUGUUCCCAGUGGAGAUGUUGCUGAAGACAAAAAUGACUGUGCUGACAGUGAAGCAGACAUGAACGAGGAUGAUGUUCCCAAUGGAGAUGUUGCUGAAAACAAGAAUUACAGUGAAGCAGACAUGAACGAGGAUGAUGUUCCCAAAGGAGAUGUUGCUGAAGACAGUACUGACAGUGAAGCAGACAUGAACGAGAAUGAUGUACCUGAUUGA
Haliotis rufescens (red abalone) is the source of this 1107-nucleotide messenger RNA. Its product is annotated as serine-aspartate repeat-containing protein F-like. Bases 1 to 1107 code for a protein of 368 amino acids. Lineage: Eukaryota; Metazoa; Mollusca; Gastropoda; Lepetellida; Haliotidae. The transcript has a single exon. The record is from RefSeq and is a predicted model, not a curated record.